Molecule: messenger RNA, 2160 nt
Organism: Linderina pennispora
Lineage: Eukaryota; Fungi; Kickxellomycota; Kickxellomycetes; Kickxellales; Kickxellaceae
Product: oligopeptide transporter
Exons: 6
Coding region: 1-2160 (719 amino acids)
Biological process (GO): transmembrane transport
Molecular function (GO): oligopeptide transmembrane transporter activity
Source: RefSeq, a predicted model, not a curated record
AUGUGGGGAGAAGCGCUCAAGCGAAGCAGACAAUGUCGCGGCUUCUACUUGGUCUUUUCUGAUAAUACCUUACCAUAUCGGUAUCAUUUCUCUGUAAUCGUCGGCCUUGAGAAGGACAGCCAGUUCAAUGAAGAAGAGGAGGACGAGGACUCCCCCUUCGAAAUUGUGCGCAUCGCGGUGUCCAACAAGGACAACCCUGACCUGCCGUCAAUGACCUUUCCGCACCUGUUCUACUGGUUCCGCCAGAACCAGCUGACUCUCGGCGCAUCUGUCGUUCAGAUUAUUUCCUUCCCUUGCGGCUACCUGAUGGCCAAGGUCCUACCCACCAAGGUCUUCAGUACCUUUGGCUGGAAGUGGACCCUGAACCCAGGCCCGUUCAACAUCAAGGAGCAUGUCCUGCUCACCAUCACUGCCACUGCCUGUGCCACGUCUGCCUAUGCCAUCGACGUGGUCACCAUCAAGAAGAUGUGGUACGAGUCGGACCUCGGCUUUGGCGCCUCGCUGCUCUUUCUGAUGACAUCGCAGCUUCUGGGCUAUUCUUUCGCUGGUCUGUCGCGCCGUUUCCUUGUGUAUCCGUCGGCCAUGCUGUGGCCUACCACUCUGGUCACUGCCACCCUGUUCCGCACCUUCCACGAGACUACCAACUGGGGAAAACUGUCGCGUACCAAGGUCUUCUGGAUUGCGUUUGCUGCAAGCUUUGCAUGGUACUUCGUGCCUGGGUUUGCCAUGCCGCUGCUGACUGCUAUUCCGAUUCUUUACUCUGGUCUGGGCAUGCUUAACCUGACCCUCGACUGGUCCACGAUUGCGUCGUACAUGGGGUCCCCGAUUUCGUACCCAUUCCCCAUGGCCUGCAACCUGUUCGUCGGCUUUGUGAUCAUGGCGUGGAUUGCUACGCCCGCCGGCUACUAUGCCAACACCUGGGACACUGGGCUGUACCCGAUUUACACUGCAGGGCUUUUCCUGCCCAACGGCUCAAAGUACAACAUCAAGAAGAUCAUGACACCCCACCAGACGCUGGACCCAGUCAAGUAUGCCGAGUACGGCCCCCUGCGCAUGACCUACAUGUUCGGCUACACGUACGGUGUCGGCUUUGCUGCGAUCAUGGCGCUGCUCGUUUAUGUCGGCCUGCACUACGGAAAGGACAUCGUCAGACGCUUCCGCCAGUCACGCACGAUGGACGAGGACAUCCACAUGAAGCUGAUGCGCAACUAUGAGGAGGUCCCGCAGUGGUGGUACCUGGCUACCUUUGUCGCCACAUUCUCCGUCUCGAUUGUUACCUGCGAGGUCUUCCAUCUCAUGAACUGGUACUGGAUGGUGUUGGCUACCGUCAUCCCCUUCAUCUUCACCAUCCCGAUUGGCAUUAUCCAGGCCAUUAGCAACCAGCAGCCGGGCCUCAACAUCAUCACCGAAUUCAUCAUCGGUUACGGAAAAGCCGGAGACCCUGUCGCUAAUGUCACGUUCAAGGUGUACGGCUACAUCACCAUGACCCAGGCACUGAAUCUAGUCUCCGACCAAAAGCUCGGCCAUUACAUGAAGAUCCCGCCCCGCCACAUGUUCAUCCAGCAGAUGGUCGGCACAAUCCUUGCCGGUUUGGUGCAGCUGCUUGUUGCAUACUGGCUGAUGAACUCCAUCGACAACAUGUGCACACCCGAGGGGUAUCCAUGGACCUGCCGUUCAGCCAACACCUUCUACUCGGCGUCCGUCAUCUGGGGUCUGGUCGGUCCUGGCCGGAUGUUUGGAGGGGACUCGCCGUAUCACACUGCGCUGUAUCUCUUCAUCCUAGGUGUGCUUAUCCCCAUCCCCUUCUGGUACCUGUACAAGCGCUACCCGAACAGCAUUUGGAAGCAUGUCCACAUCCCUGUGAUCAUGAGCAUUUCCGGCAGCAUGCCGCCGAUGCCCACUGGUACGCUGGUGAACUGGUUCAUUGGUGCGUGCUUCCUUGUUGCUUUGUGGCAGAAGCUGUAUCGGGUUGCGUGGCAGCGCUAUGCCUUUGCCACAUCUGCUGGACUGGAUUCCGGGUUGGCCAUCUCAGGAAUCGUGAUAUUCUUUGCCUUCCAGAAUGUAGUCGUGCCAGCAUACUGGGGCAACAAGGAGGACUACUUGACGACUGCGGCCAGGCAGAAAUCAAUUGCAUCUGGUGAUUAUUUGGGAAUUCGGUAA